AGCUUUCUAUCGCUUCUUGGAUCCACCAUCCCACCUUUAUCGCGGCCAUUACCUCGCUCGUCCGCUUGGUUCGCAGCUCGCUGUACGAUCCGCGCGACUCGCUGGGGAUUCUCAAUCUCCCCACGCUGUUUAUCAAUUGCUGCAAGGAGCUCAUCGCUACCUACAAUCAGAAAAACGUGCAGCUUACCGAACUCUGCUUUGAGGGCAUUGCCGAUCUGCAACCGCAAACGGCGCAGCUCUUAGCACAAAAGUACCUAUCGUAUCAUUACUUGGCGCUGCUGCCUUUGAAGGUUCUGCUUCCCAUGGCAAAGAAGGACGAAGAACUAGCGAAGUACUGUUUAACUCUGUUUGCAGAGAGUUCAUCGGCGAAAGCUGUGAAAAUGGGAGUCCAACAUCGGCAAAUCGCCCACGAAGUGUUUGCAGACAAGCCUGAGCUAUUGUGGCGUUUUUUGAUUUUGGAAAAAGCUUCGUGUGAAGAGACGUUGGAGGUGAUCAAGCAAAUCCGGGAGAAGUCGCUUCGAACCGAAGCGUUGAGCCAUUUGUGGUUGUUGGCCGUAAACAGUAACGAGAGUGAUUCUGUUCUCAACGAAAUCGACCAGUGCAGACUCACGACGACUGAUACGAAAUAACAUACUAUUGUCCUUUAAAACUGUUUGUAGCAAAAAGGGUUCUAUUUCAAGCCUUUUCCUUCGUCGAGUAUAGUUCAAUUUCCACCACUUCGCUACUACUCCCUUGGUUGGUUACGAUGAAUUCAAAUGGAGCAGUUGAAAUAAGGGUAAGGGAAUAGGGACAAUCGAUUAUCGAACUCAUUGUCCCAAUUCUACACUCCACCAGUAUUCAAUCAAUAAAGACUUAGUUUAUUGUAUUGUGAUGUAAGUGUUUGAUGCAGUGGAGCCUAUUUUGUAUGGAUCUACCCAUACAAAUGGAAUAUGCUUAUAUUUCGAACUUUUUCUAAUUGGUGUGUAGAUGUCCACUAAUCUCGUCUGGGAAAUUAUCAAGAACAACAGCUCCUUCCUUCGCAAGCAGGUCCGUGGAAACAAGGUCACUUCCUUCUCUGCUGACCCCAUGAAUCUUGCUGCUACUUAUUCCCCUAAGUACAUCGGCGUGUGCCGCAAGGCCCCCGUCGCCCUCAAGACCAGAGGCAAUUCUAUUGUCCUGGUCACCAAGAAGAGCGAGCAUGAGAACAAGCCCUUCAAGCAGAACGCCACUACUGCUAUUGGAAGCGAGAAGACCCUUGAGAAGGCUUUCGAGAAUGCCGAGCUUACUUCGAUGAAGAAGGUGGCUGCUAAGCGUUACCACGCUCUGCUCCGCAACGCCAGACGUGCUCAGUCGAUUGCUGCUAAGGUCAACGUGACUGCCAAGAAGCACCGUGCUCACACCAGACGCGCUCGCCAGGCUGCCAAGGCCGAGAAGUCUGCUCAAUAAACAGGGAGGGACAACCACUACAAUAAGCCA
Messenger RNA from Blastocystis hominis, 1455 nucleotides. RefSeq lists its product as hypothetical. NCBI's taxonomy places the organism in Eukaryota, Bigyra, Opalinata, Blastocystidae. The transcript is spliced from 5 exons. The record is from RefSeq and is a predicted model, not a curated record. Bases 1066 to 1425 code for a protein of 119 amino acids.